Messenger RNA from Hydractinia symbiolongicarpus, 1976 nucleotides. RefSeq lists its product as uncharacterized. The record is from RefSeq and is a predicted model, not a curated record. NCBI's taxonomy places the organism in Eukaryota, Metazoa, Cnidaria, Hydrozoa, Anthoathecata, Hydractiniidae. The transcript has 2 exons. Bases 406 to 1260 code for a protein of 284 amino acids. Gene Ontology annotation, molecular function: DNA binding. Gene Ontology annotation, cellular component: nucleus.
UUGGAGAUGGUAGGUGUAAAAUAAUUAUUUACUUCUAUUCAUUUUAGAUUACUAACUAUAUAAUUGCAUAUUAUUAAGUAAAUCAACAAACUUUCUAAAAUAGUUAGGUCAUAUAGACCAAAACCCAAACUAUGCACUGAAGCCUCUAUUAACACUGCUGUAGAUGAAGUUAAGAACGGGGCGGCGGUGUAUAAAACAGCUAAGAAGUAUCACAUUUCAAUUUCGAUGUUAAGAAAAAGAGUUUUGGAAGCAAAAGGUCAUUUCAAUAGAAAGAAACAAGGUCGCAAGAAUGACCUUUCUGGAGAGGAUGAAAACCAUCUAGCCGAAUGCAUCAAAAAGAUGCCAGAACUAGGCUUUGGUCUAACACUCAUAUAGCUCAGACAAAUAGUCCAAGACUUCGUUGUUAUGAAAAACUUAAAGACACGUUUCAAGAAUAAUAUGCCAGGUCAUGACUGGACAAGGUCAUUUUUGAAGCGCCAUAAGUUGAGCCUUAAGAAGGGAGGGCAGAUGCAAUUAGCCCGGAAGAAUGUAACCUCUGAUCCUUUUGUCAUAUACCGAUUUUUUGAAACACUGAACAAUGAAGUUGAGCGUCUUGGAAUAAACGAUAAACCCGAGUGUGUUUACAACUGUGCCGAAUUAGGGUUUCCAACAGACCCCUCAAAAUGUAAAUAUGUGGAUGAGAUUGGCAAGAAAUGUAUUCAAGUUACAAAUGGCUCAAACAGGGAAAAUACAACAGUCUUGGCUGUGUGCUGUGCUGAUGGUACUUCACUGGACCCCCUCAUCAUUUUUAGGGGAAAGAAUCUUCAAUCGACAUGGUUAGGAGCAGAUGGUCUAGAAAACACUUACUUUAGUGUAAGUGGCAGUGGUUGGAUGACCACAAAUAUAUUUGAUCAUUGGUUCAGAAAAUUUGCUGAGUCAGUAGUAGCAAGACCACUAUUGUUGACAUUUGAUGGUCAUAUGACUCAUUUGUCAACUGCUACAAUUGAUUUUGCAAUGGAGCAAAAUAUAUCCUCAAUAAAGUUGCCAGCCCAUUGUACAGAUGUGUUGCAGCCACUAGAUGUUGGCUGUUUCAAUCCCUUAAAGGUUGACUAUGAGCAGUACCUUACAGAGUUUGUGCAUAGAACUGGUGGAUGCCAAAAGCUUCAAAAACCUGCCUUUUGUAAUCUAAUUGGAAGCAUUUGGAAAAAAGGCUUGACAAAAGAAAAUAUCAUAUCUGCUUCCAACACUACUGGAAUUUUUCCAGUAGAUGAAACAGAGUAAAGGUUUCUCGCCUAGACAAAGUAAAACUAAACUCUUACAUGAAGUGGAGAGAGGAAGGAUUACCGGUUGACGAGGAUGGAUCUCCCAUCUUAAUCAAUCAAACCAAAGAAUCAAGCAUAGCAUUCAACCUAAACAGUUCAGAAGCAGAUAGCUCUUUUAACGAAGCAGUACAGGUGUCCGUGUCAAAUUGCAAACCUCCCUCAUCAAAACGCAAUAAGUCACCAAAGAAGUUACCCUUCUCUGUGCGUUCACUUUAAGAUUCCAUUGAUGAGGAAAGUGUCAAUUCAAGUUUUGAUGAUCCGAUGGCUUCCUGCAGUACACCACAUUCCAACCAAUUAAUGAAACCAGAGGAGAUCUUGAAGCUAUUAGAGCGUAAUGCACAUCCAGGUUAUAAGUAUGCAAUUACAUUUGUCCCAAAAGAGACGGACAGUCUUGAAAAGGUUUUAAAAAGAAAAUGUCAUCAAUAACAACAUCGACGUCAAGUGGAAAAGAUGCCCCAAAGAGACAAAAAAUUUCAAUGAAUGGAGCAGUAUUGACAAGUCCUGAGCAAAAAUUGCAGCCAAAAAGAAAGCAAAAGAAGACGAGGAAAAUGCAAAAAAAAGAAAAGAAGAGAUCAAAGGAGAAGCGAAAACAAGAAAAAGCAAAGGCAAAGAAGGCUAAGAGCCAAGCCAAGAAAAAUAAACAAUAUAAAAACAGGGGCCAUGAUUUCCGAAAAA